This is a messenger RNA of Rubroshorea leprosula, 2269 nucleotides long. Lineage: Eukaryota; Viridiplantae; Streptophyta; Magnoliopsida; Malvales; Dipterocarpaceae. The record is from the annotation of a GenBank genome assembly.
CAUCUUUGUGUUUUGUGUACUUUACUUUCAUGAAAUCCUCAUUUCCUAUGUAGUCUGUGGCCAUGUUCAAACUGAAAAUCUCAUCUCUAUUUAUUUUUAUGUCUUCAUUCAUUGUUGUUUAAUUUGAAGUGCAAUAGUCAAAUUUGCUUUUAGAGUUUUAAAAUUUCACUUCUAAGUGCGUGUUUACCUUUGCUUUGUGUCUUGUGAAUAGAAGUUUUCAUCUAGGAAAUAAGUGGAAAGAGAGAAAAUUCUUUUUGUUGACAAUUGCAGCUAUUGAUCUUUUGGACCCUAGAGUUUCUGGUUGAGGAGCAAGCUAGUUUGAAUUUUGGGUCUGUGUGUUUCAGAGAGGUUGUGAGGUGCUUGUAUGCAGUUCCUCACACCUAAUUAUACCCCAAAACUCCUACACCAACCCAAUUUUAAGUUGACAUGCUCCACCUUAUAAUUUGAGUGAGUGAAGACUCCUUUUCUUAGUUUUCAUGCUUAUUAUUUAGUUUUUGAAUUUUAAGUGGUCAUCAACAGGUCCACUAGGUUUUUGUUGCUGUUGGCGUCAUCCCAAAGGCAGCCACCUGAAGAAUAAAGAUGAAAGUGAAGAAGCAGAAGCGUCAUAGGAAGACUGUUAGAUUCUUCUCUGUUUGCUUUGGGUUUAGGCAGCCCUUCAAGGUGCUGUGUGAUGGAACAUUUGUCCAUCACCUUCUUGUCAAUAACAUCACGCCCGCUGACACUGCUCUCUCUAAUUGCCUUUGUGCCCCCAUCAAGCUCUUCACCACCAGAUGUAUUCUUGCGGAGCUGAAAACUCUUGGUGCUUCCUAUUCUCACUCCUUCCAAGCUGCUAACAAACUCACAACUGCAAGAUGUGAUCAUGAGAAGAGGAAGGGUGCCGAUGCUUGCAUUUUGGAUGUAAUUGGACAAAAUAAUCCUGAGCACUUUUUUGUUGCUACCCAGCAUGUUGAUCUUCGAAGCAAACUUCAGGAGGUGCAUGGUGUUCCUUUAAUAUUUGCUCUAAGAAAUGCCCUUUUCCUUGAGCCACCAUCUUCAUUUCAACGUCAGUUUGUCAAAGCUUCUGAAGAAAAACGUCUACAUAUGACUGAAAAGGAUCAUAAGUUAUUGGAGAGGAAGACUAGGGGCCUUUUGGAAAAUGAGGAUGUAGCACAGUCUAAUGAUGUUGAAGGUUUAGAGUCUCUUGAUCCCGGAUUGCAAGCGCACAACACAAGAAAGCAUAGUACUGGAAAGGAAUUAGGUGUGAAGGACAGAGUUCAAUUCAAGAGAAAAAAAGCUAAGGUGAACUCCUUGUCACCACAUCCUUUUAGACUCUCUUUACUCUUGAGAUUCACGUCUUGUAACUCUGGUGACACUGAAUUGUCUGUAUAUGGUGAAAUAUACUGAUUUGUAAUAAUCCUUGCACGAAUAGCUUGAAUGGAUAGAUUUGUAGAACAAAAAUGGCACAUGUUGCAUAAAUCUUGAAGACUCCAAUAGGAUUCUGAAUAUUCUGGUUAUGGUUGACAUCCUGCCAUAUUUGUUGACUGUCAAGGGCCAACAUUAGUAACAGUAGCCAGGCUGAUUAAAAGACUUUAAAAUAGCACAUGUUUUCUUGUUUUCCUUUAAUGUUUCUUUUUCUUGUUGUAAUGGAGCUUGAGAUCUGAAAGCUUGUGUUGGGUGUGGCAAAAGAGAACAUGUGCAUAUCGUUUUCUUUUAAUAUGUUAUGUGAUCUAUGGUAGUAUGGAAGUUUCAGUCACAUGACAUGGCUCAAGAAAUUUAAUGUAAAUAUGAUGGAAAUAAAUUCUUAUAUUCACAUGAUUCAACACUUCUCUUUAGGAAUCUAAAGAAGGUGACCAUAUUGUGAGAAGGAGCAGGAGAAGGAAGAGACCACGCAGAGAUAAAAACAUUGCAGGGGCAGACAAGGACAGCAAAUGAUAGCUUAUUGCUAGUGCCUCAAAUUUUGCCUUGGAGAUAGGAUUUUGCAGCGACUGAGAGAUUAGUUUUUGAUUGACUUGCUUAUUGUAAGUUUAGAAUUGGAUGACUUGAAGUUGAGUAUGGAAGUUGGUAAUUUUGCUCACGUCAUGGGGUGUUUGGAACUCUGAAAUGGGGCAUGUCAAUCUUGAGUUCAACUCAACAUUUUUCUUUUUUUCUUUUUUGCAUUCUUUAGAUUUGUCAUGGGCAUAAUCAUCCGUUAUUUAUUAGUGCUCUAAGUUAGAUUUGGUUUGAUAUGGGCCCUCUUUUAUUGGGAUUUCUAUUGUAAUUCUUUGAUUAUUAAUGAAUCUAGUCAAUUUUG